AUGGUUUGGCUUCUCGACGAUGUCUACGACACGAAACACCGGGCCUACAUGAUGCGCGAGAAGGAGAUGGCAGGACUACUCCCGUGGAUUCAGUUGGUCAGCCGGUCCACGCCGAAUCUGAACGCUUCACUGGUGUCCGCUCUUGCUGAUCGGUGGAGGCCGGAGACGCACGGUUUCCAUCUUCAGACUGGGGAUAUGACCGUGACGCUCGAGGAUGUCUCGUUGAUCACCGGUCUUGCUAUCGACGGGAGGCCUCUCUGUAUGAGCACCGAUUCUAAUGGGUGGCGCGAGCAGAUGAUUGCUCUUAUCGAUAUGGCUCCUACCGAGGCUGAGGCUGAUGUAGAGGAGGGAGAAGAGAAGAAGAAGAGGGAAAGGAAAGCAGCCGGAGCUGCUUUCACGUGGAUUCAAAAUAACUUUGCGACGUGCCCUGCGGAUGCCACUGAUGAUGUGAUCCAGACACAUGCUCGUGUCUAUAUGUGUUACGUUGUCUCGAGGACUUUGUUUCCUGACUCCACGGGCAAGAACGCUCCAUGGAUGUGUCUGAAGGCGUUGACCGUCUUCAAUAGCAAAUGGAGCUGGGGUUCAGCGACUCUUGCGUACUUGUACCGACAGCUGGACGAUGCGUGUUGCAUGAUCGCAGAUAGUGCAGGCAUUGGUGGUAAUAUGCUUCUACUUUCUGUAUGGAGCUGGGAGCGUCUGCCUGUUGGACGCCCGAAGAGCGUCAGGUUUAAUCCUUGGUAUGAAGAUGAAGAUGACGAAUUACGGCGCCCCACUUGGGCUUACAAGUGGGAUGUGGUUUCCGAGAUGAUGAACGAUGUCAAUCUCAUGUACCAAAAGUACAUUGCCGAGUUGGACACGAGUACGCCUGAGCAGUUUGGUCUGUUCCAGCCUCACCCGCUGGAAUGGGUGGAUACGGACAAAGCACUUCAUAGGUUGGACAGGAGAAGGCAGCGGAAGAUAAAGGACGGGGACAAGCAUCAUGCUUCGUAUGUUACCCGCUUCCAGCUUUGCAUGGAGCAAGCUCGUAGCAGUGCACGCGCCCAGCUUCGUGAGCAUAAUCCACUUGCUUUUUAUAACUACAUACGAUGGCUUCUUGAAAAUACUCGAGUUGAGAUAUGCCUGCCAGCAUAUAAUGAGGAUAUUCUUGAAGAACCCGUAAACUUUGAGGAUCUAUCAAAGGAGAAGUACAACAGAGAUGUCAGGGUAGGGCAAGGAGUCCCUGCUGUUCCGCGCACCGAGAUCAAGAAAGCAGCUGAUGAGAGCCAGUCUAUUCUGGAGAAAACACCGGUUGGAAAAGGCAAUGAUGUUGGUUCACUACGAGCAUUCCUCAAGGGCCAUGAGCUUGAUGAUGACAUGACUUUGGCGGACGCUCAAGCUCGGUCCGCAUAUAUGUUGAAGCCUAGGCAGCCCAUACGCCGGUACACGCCCACCGACUUUGACAACAGAGGCAACCCAAAGGUGGUCGUAGGGACCUCGCGGAUGGCUAGCUUGGAUGAUGAGGCGGAGGCGGAGGCGGAGGAGGAAGUGCAGGAAGAGGAGGCUCGUCCACCCAGGAAGAAGAAGAUUUCCUGCAGGCGUGGCACCAGGAACACGCGCGGAAGGCAUUAG
Molecule: messenger RNA, 1608 nt
Organism: Aegilops tauschii subsp. strangulata
Lineage: Eukaryota; Viridiplantae; Streptophyta; Magnoliopsida; Poales; Poaceae
Source: RefSeq, a predicted model, not a curated record